AAGACUCAAAUUUGGAGAAUGGCUUGUGACUCAGUUGCGCAAAUAUUGAAUGUGCGGAGGAUCUGGGCGCGGAAUACCUAAUCUUAGCAGUGUUUAAUCGUCCAACCUAAGAGCAUGUUUACCCAUUCUCACGAGCAACACGGUAGAACCGACAAUCUCGGGCUUGCUAGCACUAUCAUUGCCACAUUACGACUAUAUCAAAAAAUGAUAAAGAGAAAGAGUAGGUACACAGGUCACUUUGCCUCUUCCGCCACGUCAAGCGACGCUAAAAACGAGGCGAGCCUGGCGGGGUCAUCUGCAACCAUGAUCGGCCCCAGUCAACUUUGCUCUCAAUAAUUUCAACUGAUACAGUUGGCAAUUGCAAUCAUGUCUCGCGCCCCGGAAAAAUCCUGGUCGAUCAAUCCUUGGAUAUCUAAAGGAGAUUAUGGCCGAGCCAUCAAAUGUUGUCUUCACAAGUUCACUGCGUGGACAGGAUAACUUCAUUGUUCCAGUCGAUCAACUCGAAUCAGCAAUAGAUCUCGCCCCAAAUCGAAUGAGCGGGAAUGCUAUCUGGCAGAUAUCCCAAUCUACGAUUUUGAAAGUUGGCUGGACGGUGAAAAUGAGUGAAGCGGAGGCACUAAUCCUUCUGGCUACGAAAACAAACAUCCCGGUGCCUAAAGUAUUCAGCGCAUAUACGAUUGGGGAUAUAGGUUUCAUUCUGAUGAGCAAGGUGGAGGGCGAACCACUUGGCUCAUCUUGGGAUAAUAUGUCGCACGAAGAGCGCCAAUCGAUUGCACGCCAACUUAACUCCUACGUUCUAGAAUGGCGCAAACUGGGCGCUCCUUUCCUAGGCUCGGUGGAUGGUGGGCCUUGUGAGGAUAUCAUCUUCAAACAUCCUUGGGACUAUACUUCUCUAAAGCGAUAUGGACCUUUUCAAUCGCUAGAAGAGUAUAAACUUGGUGUUAUUGAAGCACUUCGUUUAUCAAGGCCAGAUGGAGUCUGGGGUCAAACAGAGGAAGAACUGAAGGAGAAGAUUCUAUCUUAUGACAAUCAGCGCUCUGCUGAUAUAGGAGUUAUGACUCACGGCGACCUGCAUACAGAUAACAUUAUUAUUCAGAAUGGGCUGGUCAGUGGAAUAGUAGACUGGGGCGAGGCUGGGUACAGUCUUCCAGAGAGGGAAUACUUUGCCGCUAAGCGGAUUGCUAUGGAAGAAAGUUGGAUUGAAAUAAUCCCCUGUUUUAUUCCCGCUUUCCCGGAAGAGUACAAAUUGUGGGAUGAGAUUGAUCGGUCGAUGAGAGUGUACUCUCCUGUAUAAUAUCUAUUUGUCAUUCAAAGAUUCCCAGUCCCUACCCACCUCUCCCUUGAUGGCCACUGAUUGCUUUCCCACCCUCGAUUUCCAGGUUUGUGUUGUACCAUCAGGGACCAAUUCUUCUACUUCCAAUGAAACGAGCGCAU
This is a messenger RNA of Paecilomyces variotii, 1434 nucleotides long. Its product is annotated as kinase-like domain-containing protein. The transcript is spliced from 2 exons. The record is from RefSeq and is a predicted model, not a curated record. Bases 425 to 1294 code for a protein of 289 amino acids. NCBI's taxonomy places the organism in Eukaryota, Fungi, Ascomycota, Eurotiomycetes, Eurotiales, Thermoascaceae.